Molecule: messenger RNA, 2976 nt
Organism: Penicillium macrosclerotiorum
Lineage: Eukaryota; Fungi; Ascomycota; Eurotiomycetes; Eurotiales; Aspergillaceae
Product: putative AP-3 complex subunit delta
Exons: 5
Biological process (GO): Golgi to vacuole transport; protein targeting to vacuole
Cellular component (GO): membrane coat; AP-3 adaptor complex; endosome membrane
Source: RefSeq, a predicted model, not a curated record
CCGUCCCCAUCCCAGCACAGCAGGCUGAUGGUAUAUUCUAGGUUUGAAAAGUCGCUUUAUGACCUGAUCAAGGGUCUUCGCAACCACAAGGGAGGGGAGGAUGAAUUCAUUAAAAGCUGUCUCCGCGAAUGCAAAGCGGAGAUUAAGUCGCAGGACAUGGACAAAAAGGCAACGGCGCUACUAAAGCUCAUAUAUCUGGAAAUGUUUGGAUAUGAUAUGUCGUGGGCGUCCUUUCAUGUCCUGGAAGUGAUGUCGUCUUCGAAAUACCUUCAAAAAAGAGUGGGCUAUCUGGGGGCGGUGCAGAGCUUUCGCCCAGACACAGAGGUCCUCAUGUUGGCUACAAAUAUGCUCAAAAAGGACAUUGUCUCUCCUAAUAUACUUACCCUAUCACUGCCACUGGCUACAUUGCCACAUAUUAUCACUCCAUCGUUGGCCAUGUCACUGCUUCCAGACAUUUUAUCCCGGCUCUCACACUCAAGUGCAGUCAUACGAAAAAAGACCAUUGUAUGUCUAUAUAGGCUCGCUCUAGUCUACCCGGAGGCGCUCAAACUCGCGUGGCCCAAAAUUCAGGAUCACCUUAUGGACCCCCAAGAGGACAGCAGUGUCACCAGUGCGGCGAUCAAUGUUGUUUGUGAACUUGGUUGGCGUCGGCCUCAUGACUUUCUCCCGAUGGCACCGAGAUUCUUUGAGCUUCUUGUGGAUAGCGGCAAUAAUUGGAUGGCCAUCAAGAUUAUCAAACUGUUUGCAACGUUGACACCGCUGGAACCACGACUCACACGUAAGCUCUUGCGUCCAUUAAUAAAUAUUAUCCAGACAACCACUGCAAUGUCGUUGCUGUAUGAGUGCAUCAAUGGCAUCAUCCAGGGUGGUAUCCUCGAUGGAGAGGACAAUCUUGAGGAGCGAGAUGAUGUGGCAACUCUUUGCGUGGGAAAGCUACGAGGAAUGAUCGCGAUGGACUCCGACCCUAAUCGUGAAGAUUCCUUUAAUCUGUUCAAAUAUGUCGCCCUACUGGCACUAAACCGCAUCGUCACAACUCACCCUAUGCUGGUGGGAAUGCAACAAGAUGUGAUCAUGGACUGCCUUGAUGAUGCGGAUAUCUCUAUUCGAUUACAGGCUCUAGAACUCGCUGCUGGGAUGGUCACGAGCGAUACUCUUGAAGCGGUUGUCAACCGCCUUGUCGAUCAACUUCGAUCGGCCACAACCUCACCCUUAAAAAUCUCAUUCAAUCACGAAGCCACAUCAUCUGAAACAGAGGACUUCACGAGAGGGGAGAUGGGCAGUGAAAUAGAAACGGCAGUCAUCGUACCUAAUGACUAUCGGAAUGAGGUUGUUCAUCGUAUUCUGGACAUCUGUUCUCAGAACAACUACGCCGAGAUCGUUGAUUUUGAGUGGUACAUCCGCAUCCUAGUUCAACUUGUUGGUCUUCUUCCGCCAUCGGAAGUAGAUGAUGAAUAUAGCUCGCCAAUUUACGCCAAUCAGGAUGCUGCAUCUGACUCCAAAAAGACGGUCGCUUUUCGGAUUGGUUCUGAGAUUCGGAAUGUGGCUGUGCGCGUGAAGGGGGUGCGGAUAGAGGCUACCAGAGCGGCAGAAUCCCUUUUGCUCAUCGACAAUAGAUCAACAUUAUUUCCAAUCGGCUCCAAUGUUGGAAAUGAUGUAUUAGGUCCCAUCUCUUGGGUUGCAGGGGAAUAUGCUGAAUUUCUCCUUUCUGCGAGUCGGACUCUUCAAUCUCUGACUGAUCAGUCCAAUGUUUUACUACCUCCGAAGAUACUUCAGCUGUUCCUCCAGGCACUACCUAAGGUUUUUACCCAAGUCGUCCAAUGUACCAUGUCACGAGAGUCGUGGAAGGGUGAAACAUCACUUCUCCUGGCUCGAGCAGUGGAAUUCUUAGAGGCGCUCGCGGCUCAUCCAGAUUUGGACGUGCAAGAGCGAGCCAUUGAGUUCUUGGAAGUCCUCCGGUUGGGUGCCGAGGCAUUGCACUCCGAAACCCAGCAGAUGCCUUUCUUUCUUACGUCUAUUCUGCCGAGUCUAUUCACCGGACUGGAGCUGAAUCCCGUGGCCUCGAGUGCUCAAAAAAGAGUGGUCUUCCCCUCGGCCUUGCAGCUGGAUGCUGCAUUCAAUGAUAACUUGCCCAAUCUUUUCCGCCGAGUGGAAGCAGUGUCUUUUGACCCAAAUCAGCGAAAUGUCUUGCAGAAUUUCUACAACAUUCCUGAUCAAUCUACACCUUCCACCAGAGCACUGCAGGAAUUCACACCAGCGGAGAUCCAGCUGGACGGCUCUUACCAGAAUUUGCGACAAGACCCAGACAACCAGGUAAAGGCAGUGGACAGACGAAAAAUCGAACGAAGGGAGCGUUAUAAGGAUGAUCCAUUCUAUAUUGCACCCUCAGAACCGUCCGACAUGUCCACACCGCCAUUGCUGGGUGCAGCUCAUGGUGAUGCGUUGGAUAUCGACUCGAUUCCCAUUGUCGACUUGAAGCUAGGCGAUGUACCACAUAGUCAUGGAGAACAGAAUGUUUCCAUGGGUAGCCGUUUCUAUUCGACGAGGAUGGAAGUGGCUACAGAAGAAACAUUCGGACUUGAAGACUCUGAAGACCAUCAUCUCUUGGCGAAGGCGACUGGUGGGUUGGCUGGCGCUAAGCGUUCUCUACUUCAGGUUGACUCUAGCGGCUUGGGAAGUCAUUCAUUGGCGAGUGAGAGGCAGGAUCCGGUGUUGCCCGUGGAUGAGGGUGAUAUGGAAAUGAGGAAAGCAAUGCAGAACGUUGAGCGAAUGCGCUUGCAGAUGCAGCGGGCAUCGGAGCGGAUUCAAUUGGAGGGUACUCCAGCAGAGGGAACACUCGUCAGGAAGAAGAAAACCAAGAAGAAGCAUGUAGGUACGCAGGCCGAUCACAUGGGUACUGCGGACCUUGAGUCUGUCGAGGGGGGGAAGGAGAAGAAGAAGAAAAAGAAGAAAAAGCAACGGGAGCAAAUGGAAGUUUGA